AUCGAAAUAACUUUGACUGUGUGGCAAAAGACCGUUUGCUUGAUUUUAAAACAGCAAGUUUUAAUCUGGGUGGUUUGAGUACGUCGUGUUAUUGUUUGCAAUUGUAUUAAAAGUGUUGGCGAAUGGUUUGCACACUUAACAGCGUUAACUUUGGGGCCGAUGGGUGAAAUUUGUAAAAUCAAUUGCAUUAUAGUGUUGAAUUGAAGAUUUGCUUAAUAUCUCAUUUUUUCCUACCAUUUUAAUGUAUUCAACAUAUCUCUAACGUAGUGAUAGUCGGAUAUUUUGCAAACAAAUUAAUAUAUAUCAUAUCGCAAUAAUUUGCAGUAAAAUUCUGUUUUUUAAGACGCACGAAGGAGAAUGGAACAAGACCAACGAAAUAAUCAUUGAGUUAAAAGAAAGCGAUAAGAUCUUCGUUUUUCUUAACUUCGUGUACUUUAGUAUUCAGUGACACUAGUACGGUAUCAUGUGACCUCACCCAUACAUUUACAGUCAAACUAACUAUCUGUCAUCGUCAAUUGAAUUUUCAUAUGAUAAACAAUAUUCCAAUAUAAGUGUCAGAUUAUAUUCAGAUGUUAGUUUGCAAAGAGUCUUUGUGCUAAAUGUAUUUCCAUUUUUAGUUUGUAAAAUGUCAGUGUUAAAUGGUCUAGUUGCGGUAUUAAUAAUAUUGGUUUCAGUGAUCUAUUGGUACCUAAAAAAAUCAUUUUCAUAUUGGCAAUCAAGAAAUAUUCCGUGCAAUGAACCACUCAUACCUUACGGCAAUAUAAAAGGACUAGGAAAAAUAAUAUCAUUUGUUCACUUCACCCAAACUUACUACACGCAAUUCAAAGGAACAUCAAAAUUUUGUGGAAUCUAUUUUUUCACACGACCAAUUGCGUUGCUGCUCGAUUUAGAUUUGAUAAAACAUAUUCUUGUGAAAGAUUUUGCCAUAUUUAAUGAUCGAAGUUUUUAUUACAAUGAGAAAGACGAUCCGUUGUCUGCUCACUUGGUGGCACUCGAUGGAAAAAAGUGGAAAGAAGUUCGAAGCAAACUCACGCCAACCUUCUCUUCUGGCAAAAUGAAAUAUAUGUUUCCAACAAUUACGGCUAUUGGCGAUCGUCUUAUAGAUUAUUUGAAUGAUGCCAACAAAUUAAACGAUGUGUUAGAAAUGAAGAAUAUUUUGGCACGGUUCACAAUGGAUGUUAUUGGUAAUUGUGCAUUCGGAAUUGAGUGCAAUACAUUAAAAGAUAUUGACAAUGAUUUCUAUCGCAUGGGCCGGAUGGCGAUACAAAAACCAAGACAUAAUCCACGAAUUUCGUUCUUGCUUAAUGAUUAUAAGCGAUUGGCACGUUUCUUGGGCAUAAAAACCAUUCGAGAUGAGGUAUCCACAUUUUUUAUCGAUGUUGUUCGAAAUACGAUUGGGUAUCGAGAAAAAAACAAUAUCCAACGAAACGAUUUCAUGGAUUUACUCAUAAAACUUAAGAACGAAAAUAAUGAUGGUGAUGUAAGCAAAGGAUUGACUGUAAACCAAAUAGCCGCACAAUCGUUUUUAUUUUUCGUUGCUGGUUAUGAAACGUCAAGCACUACGAUGUUAUUCACACUUUAUGAAUUGGCUUUGAAUCAAGAUGUGCAGAAGAAAGUCCGGCAUGAAAUUCAAAAUGCGAUGAGAAAACACGGUGAAUUUACCUACGAAAUGAUGAUGGACAUUCCGUAUCUUGAACAAACAAUUAAAGAAACACUAAGAAAAUACCCACCAUUUACGACAUUGCGUCGAACGGCUCAAAGGGAUUACAAGGUGGCCGAUUCCGAUAUUGUAAUUGAAAAGGGAAUGUCAGUGGUGGUACCCGUUUUCGCCAUUCACAAUGAUCCAGAUUACUAUGAAAAUCCAGAAAUCUACAAUCCCGAUCGAUUUUCCGACGAAGAAAUGAAGAAACGUCAUCCAAUGACCUGGCUUGCUUUUGGCGAAGGUCCAAGAAAUUGUAUUGCACUUCGAUUUGGCAUGAUGCAAACACGCAUCGGGUUAAUCACCCUAUUGAGCAAUUUUGAAUUUUCAACUUGUUCACAAACACCUAUUCCAAUGAUUUUUUCAUCCAGUCCGAUUGUUUUAUCACCCAAAGACGGUGUUUAUUUUAACGUGAAACCAAUUAAAACCGAAGAGAUAUAAGUUAUCUCAUAUAAUCUUAUCACUUAUCAUUAUAAUCAAAACAAAUACGAUUUUUAAAGUUCACACAAGUUUAUAAUUUAUCAUCUCUUAUCCACAAAUCAAUAUUAUAAUAAA
Molecule: messenger RNA, 2254 nt
Organism: Contarinia nasturtii (swede midge)
Lineage: Eukaryota; Metazoa; Arthropoda; Insecta; Diptera; Cecidomyiidae
Product: cytochrome P450 6a9-like
Exons: 2
Coding region: 626-2140 (504 amino acids)
Molecular function (GO): oxidoreductase activity, acting on paired donors, with incorporation or reduction of molecular oxygen; heme binding; iron ion binding
Source: RefSeq, a predicted model, not a curated record